This is a messenger RNA of Uncinocarpus reesii 1704, 1800 nucleotides long. RefSeq lists its product as uncharacterized. The record is from RefSeq and is a predicted model, not a curated record. The coding region runs from base 1 to 1800 and encodes 599 amino acids. Gene Ontology annotation, molecular function: UDP-glycosyltransferase activity; hexosyltransferase activity. Gene Ontology annotation, biological process: carbohydrate metabolic process. Lineage: Eukaryota; Fungi; Ascomycota; Eurotiomycetes; Onygenales; Onygenaceae. The transcript has 2 exons.
AUGUUGAAGACUUUCUGGCGGGUUUGCGAGCUGCUCGCCCAGCAAGAGACAGACCACGGCGAUGACUCCGGUCCGGAAGCCUACGAACACGACGACGAUGAGACCUUCCCGCCGGAAGCAGCCGCUGCAAAACUUCUCGACAGUGGCCUCGACCAUGGUCUCGAAACAUCGCAGCCAUCCGAUCCGUCCGCCCAAGAACCCGCCCCGUUCAACUUUGACGACCCGUACGCCUCGAUCGUGAAUUUCAAACCAAGCGAGUCGCUGAAGAUCACUUGUCUCACGAUCGGCUCCCGUGGCGAUGUCCAGCCGUAUAUUGCGCUCUGCAAGGGCCUGUUGGCGGACGGCCAUCGCCCCAAGAUUGCCACCCAUCGAGAAUUUGAGUCGUGGGUGAGACAGCAUGGUAUUGAUUUUGCACCGGUGGACGGAGAUCCGGCUGAGCUGAUGCGGAUAUGCGUCGAAAAUGGAAUGUUUACGUACUCCUUCCUGAGAGAAGCGACGCAAAAGUUCCGUGGGUGGAUUGAUGAUUUGCUGUCGUCGGCGUGGACGAGUUGUCAGGGAAGUGAUAUCCUAAUCGAGUCUCCCAGCGCCAUGGCGGGAAUUCAUAUUGCAGAAGCCUUGAAUAUACCGUAUUUCCGUGCUUUUACAAUGCCAUGGAGUCGAACGCGGGCGUAUCCGCAUGCGUUUGCCGCGCCGGAUCAUUAUAUGGGUGGAGCGUAUAAUUAUAUGACAUACGUCAUGUUUGAUAAUAUCUUCUGGAAAGCCAUCGCGGGCCAGGUGAAUAGGUGGAGAAAGCGGCAGUUGAGCCUGCGGAGUACAAGUUUGGAGAAGAUGCAACCGAACAAAGUACCUUUUCUAUACAACUUCUCUCCUUCCGUUGUACCCCCACCGAGGGACUAUGGUGAAUGGAUCCGUGUGACAGGUUAUUGGUUUUUGGACGAAGGAUCGGACUGGACGCCUCCAGAAGAACUAACGGCUUUUAUUCAGAAAGCACGGACCGACCGGAAGAAGCUUGUCUACAUUGGCUUCGGAUCGAUUGUUGUUUCAGACCCAGCGACCUUGACAAUGACUGUCAUCGAAUCUGUUCUCAAGGCCGAUGUGCGGUGUAUUCUGUCCAAGGGCUGGUCCGACAGGCUCGGGGAUCCUGCAAGCACGAAAGCAGAAUUCCCUCUACCCCCGGAAAUAUAUCAGAUCACAGCCGCACCACAUGAUUGGCUUUUCUCUCAGGUGGAUGCUGUCGCCCACCACGGUGGUGCGGGAACUACUGGAGCCAGCCUUCGGGCGGGAGUUCCCACAGUUAUCAAACCUUUCUUUGGGGACCAGUUCUUUUUUGGCUCGAGAGUGGAGAGCCUUGGAGUGGGCAUUACCUUGAAGACAUUAACUGUUAGUCUUUUUUCGAGAGCGUUAUGGGAGGCGACGAAUUCGGAACGGAUGAUCAUCAAGGCGAAAUUACUAGGUGAAAAGAUUCGUCAGGAAAACGGCGUUGCAGCGGCCAUUCAAGCGCUGUACCGUGAUCUCGAAUACGCCAAGACUCUUGUUCGACGACGGGUCGAUGCUGUAGUGUCAAACUCGGCACCGCUCGGAUCUCACGAAGCUAUCAAGAACUGGGAAGACGAUUUAGUUGGUAUCGAGGAUACGUGGACCUUGAUCGGGCAUCCGGACACGGACAUGGAGCUAUCUCAGAGCAGUAAAGAUCUCGGGAGUGAUUUUGACCUCCGGGCCAGCGCCGCAGCCGCGACAGGAACUCGACCAAGUGCGCUUGUUGAAGAAGGCGAUGAAGAUGGAGAGGAUGCGGGGCGGUGA